This is a messenger RNA of Loxodonta africana (African savanna elephant), 4027 nucleotides long. It is a transcript of the gene B4GALT5, whose product is annotated as beta-1,4-galactosyltransferase 5. Lineage: Eukaryota; Metazoa; Chordata; Mammalia; Proboscidea; Elephantidae. Bases 23 to 1186 code for a protein of 387 amino acids. Gene Ontology annotation, biological process: carbohydrate metabolic process. The record is from RefSeq and is a predicted model, not a curated record. Gene Ontology annotation, cellular component: Golgi apparatus. Gene Ontology annotation, molecular function: UDP-galactose:glucosylceramide beta-1,4-galactosyltransferase activity. The transcript is spliced from 9 exons.
UAGGCGGCUGCCCGGGUGCAGCAUGCGCGCCCGCCGGGGGUUGCGGCUGCCGCGCCGCUCGCUGCUGGCCGCGCUCUUCUUCUUCUCGCUGUCGUCCUCGCUGCUGUACUUCGUCUAUGUGGCGCCCGGCUUAGUGAACACCUACAUCUUCAUGAUGCAGGCUCAAGGCAUCCUGAUCCGGGACAACAUGAGAACAAUAGGCGCUCAGGUUUAUGAGCAGGUGGUUCGGAGCGCAUAUGCCAAGAGGAAUAGCAGUGUAAACGACUCAGAUUAUCCUCUUGACUUGAAUCACAGUGAAACCUUCCUACAAACCACAACUUUUCUUCCUGAAGACUUCACCUACUUUGCAAACCAUACCUGCCCUGAAAGGCUCCCUUCCAUGAAGGGCCCAAUAGAUAUAAAUAUGAGUGAAAUCGCAAUGGAUGACAUUCACAAAAUUUUCUCCAAAGAUCCAGCCAUCAAGCUUGGAGGUCAUUGGAAGCCCUCUGACUGCCUGCCUCGAUGGAAGGUGGCGAUCCUUAUCCCCUUCCGGAAUCGCCACGAGCACCUCCCGGUCCUGCUCAGACACCUGAUUCCCAUGCUUCAGCGCCAGCGCCUGUGGUUUGCAUUUUAUGUAGUGGAGCAAGUUGGUACCCAACCCUUUAAUCGAGCCAUGCUUUUUAACGUUGGCUUUCAAGAAGCAAUGAAGGACUUGGAUUGGGACUGUCUGAUUUUUCAUGAUGUGGAUCAUAUACCAGAAAGCGAUCGCAACUAUUACGGAUGUGGACAGAUGCCAAGGCACUUUGCAGCCAAAUUGGAUAAAUAUAUGUAUCUGCUUCCUUACACUGAGUUCUUCGGUGGAGUGAGUGGCUUAACAGUGGAACAGUUUCGGAAAAUCAAUGGCUUUCCUAAUGCUUUCUGGGGUUGGGGUGGAGAAGACGAUGACCUCUGGAACAGAGUACAAAAUGCAGGCUAUUCCGUGAGCCGGCCAGAGGGCGACACGGGGAAGUACAAGUCCAUUCCUCAUCACCAUCGAGGAGAAGUCCAGUUUCUGGGGAGGUACGCUCUGCUGAGGAAGUCAAAAGAACGGCAAGGGGUGGAUGGUCUCAACAACUUGAACUACUUUGCAAACAUCACAUAUGACGCCUUGUAUAAAAACAUAACUGUCAACUUGACACCCGAGCUGGCUCAGGUGACCGAGUACUAAGUCAAGGAGAGAACACGUUUGCUUUGCCUGCCGCCACCAAGAAAGCAGCCUGGCGAGAUGCUGUGGGGGUCUGCACAGGAAGGGGGUGGAAAUACAGGGUCAGUGAAAGACCGCAGGGCUCAAGGAGGGAAAUGCACAAGGCGCCUUGGCCGUCCUGACCUGCUGGGAUCGAGUCGCGUGAGCUUGUGAACGCCCUUCAUCAGGACUGCUUUUGAUUUUCACCAGACGGACGUCAGUCCUGCUGCUCUUCUCCCUCCUGUCUCCUGCCCCUACGUCUCAUCUUACCACAAUCUCUAGGACCGGAAGUGUGAUCUGCCGUGGUCCCGCUGUGGAACCUGCUCCUACGAAUGACCUGGGAACUUCUUGGCCUUCAGAGCAAAGAGGCGAACGAACCCAAUGCAGGGCAGCUGUGUCGUCAGAUAGCAAAUGAAACUCCACACACCAUUCUCCACAUCUCUGGUGUUCUCUUUGGUUUCAUUUAAAAAAAAAAAAAAAAGUUACCUGCUUUGGGUGGGGAUUGAGGGUGGAGGGGGGGAGGGAUUGGGGAAGAUAAAUAGACAUAUAUAUAACAAUCACUUCUUGAAGAAGUAUAAUUGUAAAUAAGCCAUGUAAAAUGCCUUUUUAAAUUUAAUUUUAUAGCUGGCUCCAAUUCAAACAGGAUUUGUACAUUGGAUCCCUUACCUGAUUGGCAGAUGCAGGAACUCAGUUAAAAUGCAGUUGAGGAAUAGUAUCUCCCAAGUUGCUGUCACAUUGGAAGGGAGCGGGUAUGGGGCAUGUCACAAAAGAACAAAGUCAUCCCAUUUCUGUCAGUGGGAGCUGGUUUCCUCUGUCCCUUCCCAUCCCCAUUUCCUUCCCAAAAGUCUUGAUUUUUGCUCUGGAUCUGUCUUCCCUGAUGGGAAUGUACACUCCCAUGCCAGUCUUUGGCUAAGCAGGAGGCCUUCUGUAGCAUGUGGCUCACCUGCUGAGAGCAGGCCUGCAGGAAGCGGUUCUGUAGCACGUGGCUCACCUGCUCAGAGCAGGCCCAUGGGAGGCAGUUCUGUAGCACGUGGCUCACCUGCUCAGAGCAGGCUUGCGGGAGGUGGUUCUAUAGCAUGUAGCUCACCUGCUCGGAACAGGCCCACGGAAGGCUGUUCUGUAGCAUGUGGCUCACCUGCUCAGAACAAGCCCACAGGAGGGCUGUCUAUGUACUCUUCCCAUGUACCCUGGACUUUAUUUUUGUCCUUUCACAUCAUCAGAAACAGAGAGGUGUGGGGUUUUUUUUAGCCUGUUGUGAAACUUGGAGCCCUGGUGGCACAGUGGUUAAGAGCUUGGCUGCUAACCAUAAGGUCGGCAGUUUGAAUCCACCAGCCUCUCCAUGGAAACCCUUUGGGGCAGUUCUACUCUGUCCUGUAGGGUUGCUAUGAGUCGGAAUUGACUUGGCGGCAGUGGCUUUGUGGAACUUGGCCACAGUUUCUAAAUCUGUGCCUAAAUUACCAACUGGCUUCAGUGAUUCCUGUGACUAUUUCCCUCUUUGGUUUCCGCGAAGGUGCUUUGGUAACAUUAUUAACUAGCAUGUAGAACUAAUGAACAAUAGAAUGGAGAAUUCAGCCAGGGAGCAGGUGAAGCUUGUGCUGUGGGGGACCGGGAUCCAGGUGAGGAGACCAAAUCAGGCUUUGACUUUAAGGAAGCUCCAGAACCAUAGAGCCUACCAGCUCUUUUCAUACUCCCACUUGCUUUUUGAAGUCAGAGUCUAAACAGCAUUUGAAUUUGUGCCUCUUUGUUUUUCCCUGAGCCAAAUCCUUCAAUUCAUAGUCCCUGUCAGAUUCUGCAGAAUUCUUGAAAAAAUGCCAGUUUUUUUCUUUUUCCAUAGAACAUAUUUAUAUAUUGUGAUUAGGAGUACUUUCUGAAGAGUACUUCAUAGUUUUUUUAAUUGCCUUGUUUGCCUUCAAUUUCCUUAAUUUUCAUGGUUUACAUGGGUGUGUGUGUAGGGGGUAUAUGUGUGUACAUAUGUGUGGGUUGGGGUUUUUUUCCUUGGCAUGUGUUGGUUCCAUGGACAUAUGAUCCCCACAAGCUGUGGGAGUGAUUGGCCAGGCCUUGUUUUGUUGGUGUUUUUUGUUUCGGGGGAGGGACAGAGUGAUAUUUAGGAAAUACACUGCUUUGUAAAGCUCUUAUCAGCUCAUAUGAGAGAGCAGGCACUGCCCUUGAGAACGCUGGUAAGUUGUAUCAUAUGUUUUAAAAGAAUUUUGAGCAUUCGUGCUUUAAAGUACCUUCACAAGGGAACAUUACCCACAAAAGUUCAUUUGGUUUUCCUUUGUCUUUAUGAUUCAUAUAGCAGCAAUAAAGGUUUCCCGCUUCCCCCUGCCCCAGACCAUUGUGCUGGCCUGGGCUCUCCUUACCCUUCUCGUUCGUUCUCUUUCCUCACUGAGGGGUAUGAGUAGCUUUUGAUGUGACAGAAUGCCGAUGUAAUCUGGAAGGCUUUGCCAGGUCAGACCCCUCUCAUUCUUGGUUAAGGAUGGUGUGUUGUGUCUGGCGAUGUGGUAAGAGGACCUUAUCAGACGCUCCACAAACAUGUUUGCCACCAAGUACCGACUCCUGGCAAGAGGCUAGUGCCUGAUUUAAAAAGGAAAUGUUGGUUUGAGGACAAAAGGAAAGGUCUCUUUAACUGCUUACAGUAGGGUCACUCAGAUUCUCUUGCAAUCAUCUACGCGUUCCUUUCAUUAACGUGGAACCUGUCAGUUGCACACUGUUAGUCAUUUCUCCAGAGAGUUGAAUGUUACAUUGAAAAUGUCGGGAAAAGCUACAGCCAGGUGCCUGUGCUGUUCUUGUGUGAAAUUCUACUAUUAAAAAAAAGAACGAUAAGAA